AUGAAUAACUUAUUUAUGUUACGUCGUAUUUUACCUUUAUAUCACAACAGAUCUAAAAUAUCGUUGACCUUAUUGUCAUCAUCAUCAUCAUCAUCAUCAAAAGCAAUUUAUUCAAGAAUGAAAGGACUUAUAGAUUCAAAACAAUAUGAAAAAGCUUUAUCUAUUUUUGAUCAAGAAUCUCAUUUAUGUAAAGAUAUUGAAAUUAAUAUGGCAUUAAAAGCAUGUAUUAAUUUAAAGGAUUAUCAACGUGGUAUGAAUAUACAGAAAAAACUUUCUCAAAAUUCACUUGAGAAUCCUUAUAUUCAAACAACACUUAUUCAAUUCUACAUGCAAUUUGAUGAUACCAAUAAUGCUUCUCGUUUAUUCUCUGCAAUUACUAACAAAUCAAAUUACAUUUAUGUAGCCAUGUUUAAAGGUCUUAUUUCAAAUAACAUGUCAAUAACGGUGCUCGAUUUAUUCGAUGAAAUAAAGAUUCAACCUAAUGAAGCUACUCUCGCCCUUGUAUUUCGAGCUUGCACUCGAGCUAUUAAUGAUCGAGCAAUGAAAACUGGAAGAAAUAUUCUUAAUCAAAUGCCUAAAACUUUUCUGAACGAUAAUAUUCUACUUACUUCAGCAAUAAAUAUGUUAAUGAAAUUUGGUGAUGUUCAACGUGCUGAAGAUCUGUUUAAAAUAAUUAAGAAAAAAGAUAUUAUUACCUAUGGUGCUAUGAUGAAAGGUUAUGUUGAAAAUAGCAUGUCUGACAAAGCCUUGGAUUUAUUCGAGCAAAUCUCUUUAAAUCUUGAUAGUGUAAUUUAUACGAUUAUUUUCAAUGCAUGUGCUCAACUUCAUAACGAUCGAGCAAUAAAAAUUGGAAAAAAACUUCUCGAUGAAAUGCCUAAUAAUUAUGAAAAAGAUAAUAAUAUUAAUAAUUCAGCAAUUGAUAUGUUAAUGAAAUUUGGUGAUGUUAAAAGUGCUGAGAAUCUGUUUGAAGCAAUGAAGAGAAAAGAUAUUAUCACUUAUGGUGCUAUGAUGAAAGGAUAUGUUGAAAAUAAUAUGAAUGAAAAGGUAUUAGAUUUAUUUGAACAAAUACCUUUAAGUAUUAAUAAUGUCAUUUAUACAAUUAUUUUCAAUGCAUGUGCUCAACUUUGUAAUGAUCGAGCAAGACAAAUUGGAAGAAAACUUCUCGAUGAAAUGCCUAAGAAAUUUAUACAGAACAAUUAUAUUUAUAGUUCAGCAAUAGAUAUGUUAAUGAGAUUUGGUGAUGUUCAACGUGCUGAAGAUCUGUUUAAAAUGAUCGAAAAAAAGGAUAGUAUUAGUUAUGGAAUUAUGAUAAAUGGAUGUAAUAUAAAUAAUGAACCAUUAAAAAGUUUAGAACUAUUUGAAGAAAUGAAAGAAAGUGAUAUAAAUGUUGAUGUAACUGUAUUAAUCAAGAUAAUUGGUGCUUGUGCACGAAUUGGUAUGCUUUCAAUAUGUCAAUCAGUUGUUGCUCAAAUUCCUUUAGAUUUAUAUAAAAAUCGAUGGAUAUGCAAUUCGUUAAUUGAUAUGUGGGGAAAAGCUGGUUCAAUUAAAAAUGCUCAAGAGAUUUUUGAAUCAAUUGAUACACCUGAUAUUAUAACAUAUACUUCCAUGAUUAAUGCGUUUGGGCUUAAUCGAAUGGGUUUAGAAGCUACUGAUUUAUAUCGAAAAAUAUCUAAUAGUUUACAUGAUGAAAUUUUAUAUAUUUGUGUAUUGAAUGCAUGUUCUCAUUCGGGUCUUCUUUAUGAAGCUUAUUCAAUCUUCAAUGAGAUUCAUCAUAAAACAGCAAAAAUUAUUACUACAAUGAUUGAUUGUUUAAGUCGUCUUUUUUUAUUUGACGAAGCACAAAAAUUAAUCGAAGAUUAUGAGACAUCUAAUCCACCUUGUUCAGCUAUGUAUAUGGCUAUAUUAUCUGGUGCACGUAAUUCUCGUAAUUCUAUUGUAUCAGAAAAAAUCUAUGAAAGAAUGAAAUUAUUAUUUCAAAAUGAAAAAGAUACUUUAACGUCAGGUUCAAUUCUUUUAUCCAAUAUUUAUUCUUCAUUGGGACAACAUGAAGAAGCACAACAUAUUCGAUUAAAUCGAAUCAAACAAGUAGGAAAAAAGGUUCAACCUGGUUUAGCAUGGACUGAAAAGGAUGGUGAAAUAGCACAAUUUACAGCCCAUGAUCAAUCUCAUCGUCUAUCAAAAGAAAUUUAUGCUGAAGCUGAUCGUAUAUCAUGUGAACUUACUGAACAUGGGCAUAAAUCUGAUUCAAGCUGGAUCACCCGUCCAUUAGCUGAAACUGAAACAAUUCAAUCUGUUUUGUGUUCUCAUAGUGAAAGACUUGCAAUUGCCUUUCAUUUUAUUCAAGGAAGAAAACCAUCAUUUAUUCAAAUUACAGAAAAUCUUCGCGUUUGUGGUGAUUGUCAUCAAGCUACAAAAUUAAUUGCUAAAAUUCGCCAAGUAAAGAUUGUGGUUCGUGAUGCCAACUGUAUUCAUCAUUUUUCCACUAAUGGAACAUGUUCAUGUCAAGAUCAUUUCUAG
Adineta steineri is the source of this 2517-nucleotide messenger RNA. The record is from the annotation of a GenBank genome assembly. NCBI's taxonomy places the organism in Eukaryota, Metazoa, Rotifera, Eurotatoria, Adinetida, Adinetidae.